Messenger RNA from Aspergillus ibericus CBS 121593, 2214 nucleotides. RefSeq names its product PAN-complex poly(A)-binding subunit PAN3. The record is from RefSeq and is a predicted model, not a curated record. Lineage: Eukaryota; Fungi; Ascomycota; Eurotiomycetes; Eurotiales; Aspergillaceae. The transcript is spliced from 9 exons. Gene Ontology annotation, biological process: mRNA processing; nuclear-transcribed mRNA poly(A) tail shortening. Bases 133 to 2109 code for a protein of 658 amino acids. Gene Ontology annotation, molecular function: metal ion binding; poly(A) binding. Gene Ontology annotation, cellular component: PAN complex; P-body.
CGGACUAGUCUGCGGGUCUUCUCCACCGGGGAAUGUGGUAUCCUCUAGAUAGAUUAGGUCGACCGGUUUUUCUUGACUCAAUGGAUAUACCUCUCCGUUAAUCCGCGCCCAACUGUGGAUAUACGAAGUACCAUGGCUACCACGGGGAAGUCAGUUACGCUGGAUGACGCCCGCCGUGGGACGGGGUCUCCAAAAAUGAAGGCACGAGAGAAUGCGAAAGACACGCUUUGUCGCAACGUGACCAUCUAUGGUCGAUGCCGGUACGAAGAUAAAGGGUGCGCGUUUAAUCAUGACCCGCAUAAAGUGAAUGCGUCAUAUCAGAGUGACAGCAAUAAAAAACGGCUCAACGUCGACUCUCCUAGUUUCACCCCAUCCAUCUUAUCAUCCAACGGCUCGUCUCCCACUUCUUCAGCAGCAAGUAUGAAGAAAAUUACAACGAUAUCGCCCAAGGCUGCGAGCGCAGCUCCCUUCCAACCCAGGAGUAUAUCCUCAAGAUCGAACUCGAGCACUCCUACUACACGACCGGGCACAAUGACCCCCGAUUGGUCUGUGGCAGAGGUACAGGAAUUUGUACCUCAGGGCUUUGAUACUUCGCAUAUGGGCAAUGGCAGCGCUGGUGUUCCCAGCACGAGCGCCUUUGAUCCUUUUGUGACGGCCCCGAAUCCGCUUUCCGCAGCCAGCGCUGUCGGCCCAGUGCAGGCCAAUCCCUUUUCUCAUGACACUGCGGCGGCGUUGAACGGGGCAUUCUUUGCGAAUCAGUCCGGAUUUCAGCAGCCAGUUCAAUAUCACCUGUAUGCGCCGAUCGGACCUCAUAGUCAGAACACCCUGGGCUAUCAGCGAAAUGUGCAUGACCUUUUUCUCCCGAAUGACCUCCGUGAAGAAAUGCAGAAGAAGUCGGCCGCCACUCUCCAGACCCUGCCUAAUACCCAACUCCCGGCUCAGGUUGAUUACUUCCACUCCCUCGUUCCACUGGAUCUCAACCAUCAGAAAAACGCAACCAUUUUUGGAUUUCCCAGCUGGGUUUACAAAGCUCAGUCCAGUAAGGAUGGGAACUUUUAUGCUCUGCGGAGGCUUGAGGGCUUCCGAUUGACGAAUGAAAAGGCUAUUCGCUCCGUGCAAGCCUGGAAGCGGGUAUGCAACGGCAGUGUCGUGACGGUCCACGAUGCGUUCACCAGCCGAAGCUUCCAGGACAGCUCGUUGAUCUUUGUCACCGACUACCAUCCCCUGUCGAAGACGCUUGCGGAGCAGCACCUCGGGGCAGGAAAUCGAUUCCAGGGCCGCCAUAAUACGCAUAUCCCGGAACAGGUCAUCUGGGGUUAUAUGACUCAGAUUGCCAACGCUCUCAAGGCGAUCCACAGCAACGGGCUCGCUGCCAGGAUUAUUGAUGCCAGCAAGAUUUUGCUGACUGGACGGAACCGCAUUCGGCUGAAUGCCUGCGCCAUCAUGGACGUUGUGCAGUUCGACACGCAACGGUCGCUGGCCGAACUGCAGCGGCAGGAUCUCGUCAAUUUUGGGCAGUUGAUUGUCACCUUGGGCGCGAAUCAGCCCACCGUGAUGCACAACCCUACGAAGGCGAUGGAUCAUUUCACGCGGGCGUACAGUCCCCAACUGAAGAAUUCGGUCUUCUGGCUGCUCAACGGACUCCAGAAGGAUCAAGACCGCAACAUUGAUCUCUUUAUCACGGGCAUCUCGUCGCAACUGAUGUCGACUUUCGAUUCGGCUCUUCACCUGGACGACCAACUGACGUCGGACCUGAGCCGCGAGCUUGAGAACGGGCGCCUUGUACGGUUGAUGACCAAACUGAACUUUGUGAACGAACGACCGGAGUACGAGCAUGAUCGGCAGUGGUCCGAGAACGGGGAGCGAUACUUCCUGAAGAUCUUCCGCGAUUACGUCUUCCACCAGGUGGAUGCGCAGGGUGACCCGGCGGUGGAUCUGGGGCAUGUGCUGAUGUGUCUGAACAAGUUGGAUGCAGGGUCGGACGAGAAGAUCACGUUGGUGAGCCGGGACGAGCAGAGUUGUUUUGUGGUCAGCUACAAGGAACUGAAGAAGGCGCUGGAAUCGUCGUUCCAGGCGCUGUUGAAGCCGGCAGGACGACGGCUUCAUUAGGCAUCUAUCUUCUACGGAAGGUGAUAUAUAUGAUGGAUAGUAGGGUUACGCGACACGACCGAGGAAUGGCUCGUGGAUGUUUUAUGCCUGGCUCAAUCUAGGACA